Daktulosphaira vitifoliae (grape phylloxera) is the source of this 2764-nucleotide messenger RNA. RefSeq lists its product as uncharacterized. The record is from RefSeq and is a predicted model, not a curated record. The transcript is spliced from 2 exons. The coding region runs from base 448 to 1191 and encodes 247 amino acids. NCBI's taxonomy places the organism in Eukaryota, Metazoa, Arthropoda, Insecta, Hemiptera, Phylloxeridae.
AUGGUCAAUUAUAGCUCUGUGUUCGCUUCUUGUUUCCUCUGGAAAUAAUUAACCGUUUUUUACGUUUUUAAGCUUGUUAAGUUUAUAAAAAGUGCGCGAAUGACUGGUGUCGUUGUUGAGUCAGUCUUCCUACUAUCUCUUCACUUAAUGUUAGUUUUUCAAUUCUGUUAUACGACCUGAACGUGUAAAGGUAAAACCAAAUAAAUUCACUUUAUCAGUUAAUUACGGCUUAUCGACUAACGAUAAGUUGCGGCGUCCCGCGUCUCAAUUUUUCUUGAUUGAACACGGCACGUGUCAAGGCCAACACAUAUAGCUGCUUUUAGCGUCGGGUGUAAUUUAGUUGGCCUAUCUACAUUUCCAAAGGCGUCUUGUUUUAUUUUAAUUAAUUUUUAUUUUAAUUAAUUUUGAUUAUUUGACUAUUUAGUUAAACUAUUAGUCGUUAACGCAAUGGCCCAAAGUAAUGAUCUACUUUCUACUGAGCUGAAUAAGUGGACAAAAAACAUGCUCGUUGACUUCAUUAUUACUCAAUCACUUCCUACUGGGGUGAAAUUAAGUGAGGAAUUGUCAACAUUCUUAAAAGGAUCUUCUUCUAACCCUGCAUCGCUAUCUUCUGAGAACUCAUUAAAUGUGGCCACUAUUCUUCAAUCUGUUGUCGAUGAGCUCAAAUCUGUUGCACUUAGUAACUCUAAGUUACACGAUAAGCUAAACCAUCUCAAUACUACUGCUAAGGUUUCCACUUCUCCUAAUCUAAAUACUGGUUCAAACAAUCAACCAACUACUUUACUCUCCAAGCUGAAUGCGGACACUCGUUCUAGACAGCCUGCAAUACAAUCGACUGCUAGUUUAUCCUCGUCCAUAAAAUCAAAAUUUAUCGUUGGCUCUCAUAAAAGUGUAUCCUCCAAGUUGUCUUCAGUGCCAGUGCGGAGACAUAUUGAUAUCUUUGUCUCAAGACUUGAGCCAUGUGUAACGACCUCUAUGCUUAAAUCUGAAUUGUUCAAUAGCUACUCAGAUGUGACCAUACAUAAAUUAGUGACAAAACAUCCAUCGUAUUCUUCUUUUCAUGUGCGCCUGCCUGCGGAGAAGCUCGAUGUAGUCCUCGAACCUACAUUCUGGCCUGAUGGCGUAAUGGUCAAACGCUUUUGGGGUCGUCUUACGCCCGAGAUGAUUCUAAGCGACACUCCAAAAAACUAAUUUCUUCAUGUACGCCUAUCUGUGAUCCUCCUGUUGAUAUACACUCUUAUAAUUAUAAUAGUUUUUAUCAAAAUUGCCGCGGGUUGAGAACCAAACUAAGUAAAUUAAAAUGUAAUGUCGCUGUUUUUGAUUAUGUUUUUAUCUGUUUCACUGAAACAUGGCUAUGUGACAGCUUCUAUGAUAGUGAGCUUGGUCUAUCCAACUACAUCAUUUAUAGAUGUGAUAGAAAUAGUUUAACAAGUAAUUUUUCUAGAGGUGGCGGCGCUCUCAUUGCCAUUCGUAGUGACAUAGUAUCUAAUUUAAUUUACACUCCAGCUACCAAUGUUGAACAUCUAUUUGUUAAACUUAGUUAUAAUAACAUCAACUAUGUAUUGUGCUCAGUGUACUUUCCUCCUAAUUGCCCACUUUCUGCUUAUGAAUCUUUUAUUUCCGCUGUACAAUCCGUUCUUCUCCUUCAUCCAAAAUGUGUUUUCAUUUUUUGUGGUGACUUCAAUUUGCCAGAUAUUAUAUGGUCCAAUGAUGAUUCUGGCUUACUUUACAAUACGGUUUCUAAUCCCAGAGUUCAAUGUAUCCCUGAUGCAUUUGCGUUCUUUAACUUUUUCCAACUUAAUGAUAUUCAAAACCCUUUUGGUGUAGUAUUGGACCUUGUGUUCUCCAAUGAUAACAGAAUCUAUAUCUCUAAAGCCGUAACUCCAGCAGUACCUUGUGAUCCCUACCACCCGGCUCUUGAUAUUAUGAUAAAGUUGGAUAAACUCUCCCCUUUACUUGAUCGUUCCCAUAAUUAUUAUGACUUCCGCCGUGCUCCCUAUUCAAAAAUAUGCGAAUUCUUAAAUUCAUUUAAUUGGUUGGAGACCAUAAUAUCUCUCGACGUUGAUGAAGCGGCUAAGGCAAUUUACGACGCCUUGCACUUUUGCAUUUUAAACUUUGUUCCGGAAGUGUCUUAUAUACCUUCGACAUUCCCGAAAUGGUUUUCAAAAAAUCUUAAGCAUAUUGUUUUAAGCAAGAAAAGGGCUCAUGCCAAGUUUAAAGCUUCACGAUGUCCCCAUGAUUAUGCGGAAUUUUCCGCACUUCGUGCCUCUUACAAGGCUGAAUACAAGAGAUGUCAUACUAUCUACCUGUCUCGUACUGAGUCUAUGCUUAAAUCUAACCCCAGGUCGUUUUGGGACUUUGUCCGAGUUAAUAAAUCUAGCAACGAAAUUCCCCACUCAGUACAUUUCGAGAAUUUACAAAGCUCGGGUUCAGAGUCUGUCUCUAACUUAUUUUCCCAUUACUUCAAUACAGUCUAUGUCCCUCCUCUGUCUACUGACCAUUCGUCCCCUUUUUUGUUCCAUGACCUACCUAGCACUUGUUCAUUCGACAUCGAUGAUGUUGAGGCUGGUCUAGACGCACUAAAAAAUGUUAAGUCCGUAGGCCCCGACGGCUUGUCAGGUAUAUUUUUAUACAAUGUGAAAUCUUCAUUAUGUUUUCCACUGUGGCUACUUUUUAAGCGUUCAAUCGAAAGCGGAGUUUUUCCUUCUUCUUUCAAGAUUAGCUCUAUCACUCCUAUUUUUAAAUCUGGUGAUAAAGCUGAUGU